UACCGCCUUGUAAUUCUCGUGUGUCCUGACCGCUGCGCCAUCUACAGAAAUAAAAUGAAUAAAUUUGGUAACACCCGGUAGCACUCCUGGCCCGCGAUCCGUUCGGUUAACAUCCAAAGUACGCUAGAUAGAAAACAAUGGCAGACCUGAGCAGCAAAGACGUCGAAAAGGCUGAAUUCGCCUUUUCGAUUUACGAUGCUGAUGGCACCAACGUCAUCGAUGCCACCGACCUUGGAAAUGUCCUUCGAGCCCUCAACUUAAACCCCACAAACGCUACCAUUGAAAAGCUUGGCGGAACGAAGAAGAAAGGCGAGAAAAUAAUGAAACUCGAUGAAUUCUUGCCGAUUUACAGCCAAUGCAAGAAGGACAAGGAACAGGGAUGCUACGAAGAUUUCCUCGAGUGUUUGAAACUUUAUGAUAAACAGGAGAAUGGCACCAUGUUGGCUGCGGAACUUUCGCACACACUGCUCACACUCGGUGAGAAACUGUCCGACCCGGAAGUAGAGACCGUACUAAAGGACUGUAUGGACCCAGAGGACGACGAUGGUUUCAUCCCCUAUGCCCCAUUCUUGAAGAAGAUGAUGGUGCUAUUGUAAGCAAACCGGGUCUCAAUGUCACAAAACACGCCGUUCCGUUCCUUCGUAGACUGUGCAACAGAUCAGAAGAAUGAAGUGACAUCGCGAUUGCCGCGCUGGCAUUCAUCCAUCGGCAAACUCCACGUCAACGAGGAACAUGUCUGUUCGUAAUAUUCAUCACACCAUUCAUCCCCUGUUUAAAGUCAUCAAACGCGCCUCAGCAUAAAUACGUUUCACCUUGACGCGUAAACAAAAACCAAAAAAGAAAAUAAUGGAACAUUCUGAAUCGACAACGUUAUCAUCAUCAUCGAGUCCUUCGACAGAGAUAUGUAAAAUUUCAAAUUUCAAGACCAAACCGAAUCCUGUGUAUGUAAAAACAAUUUAUGUGAACUGUUCAAAGAACACACGGAGAACCAAUGUUCUUCUGUUUGGUGCGUACUGUACUGUUGUAAGGCUAAAUAUAUUUUUAAUGAGAAUAAUGUAAAAUAAAUUAAUAAAUAAAUAAAUGAAUACCUUCAUAUAAUA
Molecule: messenger RNA, 1100 nt
Organism: Nomia melanderi (Alkali bee)
Lineage: Eukaryota; Metazoa; Arthropoda; Insecta; Hymenoptera; Halictidae
Gene: Mlc1
Product: Myosin light chain alkali
Cellular component (GO): muscle myosin complex
Molecular function (GO): calcium ion binding
Source: RefSeq, a predicted model, not a curated record